Pipistrellus kuhlii (Kuhl's pipistrelle) is the source of this 1480-nucleotide messenger RNA. RefSeq names its product dual specificity protein phosphatase 15. Lineage: Eukaryota; Metazoa; Chordata; Mammalia; Chiroptera; Vespertilionidae. The coding region runs from base 435 to 1382 and encodes 315 amino acids. Gene Ontology annotation, molecular function: protein tyrosine/serine/threonine phosphatase activity. The transcript has 8 exons. Gene Ontology annotation, biological process: transforming growth factor beta receptor signaling pathway; regulation of cell population proliferation; protein dephosphorylation. The record is from RefSeq and is a predicted model, not a curated record. Gene Ontology annotation, cellular component: cytosol.
CUGGGCGCUGGGGCUCUGAGCCCCCGCCGGCCCGAGCCUGCCGGUGCCAGGUGGGGGGGGGGCGCUCCCCCCGCCUCCGGAGGCCUGGGCCCCACGCGGCCCCACAAGCUGCCGUUGUCCCGUGGGCCCUGGGCCCGGCACACUGGGGCUUUGUCCAGUCCCCGCCGCGACCCGCGGGAGGGGCCCCCACAUGACCAAGGGGGUAGGAGGAGCCUGCGGCGGUGGCAGCGGCGGCGGCUCCCUCGUUUGCCUCCCUGGCCGGGGGUCGGCGGGCGGUGACGGCGGCGGGGCCGGGCUGGGCGCGGCUGUGGACGCCAGGCCCCCUGCUCCCCGCCCGGCAGCCGGCGCUGGGCCUGGGCCAUCGCGGCAGCUGUGACCCCAGCGCCUUCGCGGCUGCAGGCUGGGGGUGCGGCCGGGCCCCCGGCCCGGGGAUCAUGGGGAAUGGCAUGACUAAGGUACUUCCUGGACUCUACCUCGGAAACUUCAUCGAUGCCAAAGACCCGGACCAGCUGAGCCGAAAUAACAUCACACACAUCAUCUCCAUUCAUGAGUCACCCCAGCCUCUGAUGCAGGGCAUAACCUACCUUCGCAUCCCAGUAGCCGACAACCCUGAUGUACCCAUCAAAAAGCACUUCAAAGAAUGUAUCAACUUCAUCCACUGCUGCCGCCUCAACGGGGGGAACUGCCUUGUGCACUGCUUUGCAGGCAUCUCUCGAAGCACCACCGUCGUGACAGCUUACGUGAUGACUGUGACCGGCCUAGGCUGGCGGGAAGUGCUCGACGCCAUCAAGUCCACCCGGCCCAUUGCUAACCCCAACCCGGGCUUUAGGCAGCAGCUCGAAGAGUUUGGCUGGGGCAGUUCCCGGAAGGAACUAAUGGAAAAAAUAUCCUCGGCUUCGCAGGCAGCUGGAGGAGCGUUUCGGAGAGAGCCCGUUCCGCGACGAGGAGGAGAUGCGCUUGCUGCUGCCGCUGUGCAGGCGCUGCCGGCAGGGCUCCGCGACCUCGGCCGCCUGCCCCGCGCCGCAGGCCUCGGCCUCCGAGGGGGCCCUGCAGCGCCUGGUGCCGCGGCCGCCGCGGGAGGCGCGCGGGCCGCUGCCGCUGCUGGCGCGCGUCAAGCAGACUUUCUCCUGCCUCCCGCGCUGCCUGGCCCGCCGCGGCGGCAAGUGAGGGCCCCGGCCCUCUUCCUCCUGACCGGUCCCCAGAGGGGGUCCGCCUGGGCCUCCCGCGGCCUCCAGGAGGGCCCCGAGCCCGUGGGCGCCCCGCGGCGGCCCGGGCCCUGCUCCUGCCCCCUCUGCCUGCCCUGCCUGUCCGCGGUGGCGCGCCCUCCGCCGUCCCGGCUCCUCUGCGUCGGGCCUGCCUGCUGCAGCCACCUGGUGCCUUAGGCCUGGGGCUGGAGGCGGGGGCACGGGCCCCUGCUCUGAAAGGCGGAGGGAGAGGGCUUGGACGGCCCGUGGGGUAUUAAAGAGACACUGAAGCGGCU